Messenger RNA from Chara braunii, 1945 nucleotides. The record is from the annotation of a GenBank genome assembly. NCBI's taxonomy places the organism in Eukaryota, Viridiplantae, Streptophyta, Charophyceae, Charales, Characeae.
CGUUACCAAGGUGGCCCGCGAGUUUCGCACGCAGCGGUACGAUAACAACAAUGCACCGCUCAUGUAUGUCCGCAUCCAGGUUGGGCAAGCGUCCUGCAGCGCUUUGCUGGAUAGCGGCGCGACUCGCAACUUCAUGAGCCAGUCUUUUAUGCAAAGAGAUGGCCUUGGCGCACAAGUUCGGAGAAAGGCAAACCCGACGGCGAUCAAGUUGGCGGAUGGAAAGACGCAGCAACUACUCGACCGUUACAUCGAGGCCGUACCGGUCUACUUCGCACCUCAUGCAUGCGAACCGGUGACAUUCGAUAUUCUCGACACGGACUUCGACAUCAUUCUGGGAAUGCCUUGGCUUGCAAGUGCGGAUCACACGGUCAACUUCCAUCGGCGGACUCUUAGCGUUCGCGACGCCUUCGGCGUGGAAGUGGCGUGUAUGAUUCCUCUACCGCACUCUUCGAUCCGGUGCCAAGUGGUGACGACCAAAUCAUUCUGGGCGACUUGUGCUUACGAGCAGCCCGAGGAGAUCGGCAUAUGUUUCCUACGGACCGUCGCGGUAGCCGACUCUUCACCCACGAACUUGUCUUCGGACCCUCGUGUGGUACGGUUGCUGGACGAGUUCGCCGACAUCUUCGAGUCACCUACCGGUGUGGUGCCGGGUCGGCCGAUCUCUCACGAGAUCAUUCUUGAGGCCGGUGCCGUGCCGCCGAAAGUUUGCAUCUAUCGGAUGAGCGAGGAGGAGCUUGAGGUACUCCGCGCACAACUCGAUGAUUUGUUGGCCAAGGGCUGGAUCCGCCCGAGUAGCUCCCCAUAUGGAGCACCAGUUCUCUUCAUCAGGAAGAAGAAUAAGGAUCUACGAUUGUGUAUCGACUACCGCAAGCUCAACGCGCAAACCGUCAAGAAUGCGGGGCCUCUUCCUCGCAUCGACGAUCUUCUCGAGCGGCUGGGCGGUGCGAAGUAUUUUUCCAAGUUGGAUUUGAAAUCAGGAUAUCAUCAAAUCUCGAUUCAGCCGAAUGAUCGCUAUAAAACCGCAUUCAAGACGCGGUACGGGCAUUUUGAGUGGGUGGUCAUGCCUUUUGGCCUCACCAACGCCCCGACGACAUUCCAGGCGGCGAUGACCAAUGAGUUCCGUGCAAUGUUGGACCGGUUCGUGCUGGUCUACUUAGACGAUAUUCUCCUCUACAGCCGGACAUUGGAGGAUCAUCUUGGACAUCUUCGACGAGUGUUGGAGACGCUCCGCCGUGCCAAGUACAAGGCCAUCCGCUACAAGUGCGAAUUUGUCCGGCAAGAGCUGGAAUACUUGGGCCAUUUUGUCACACCGGAGGGCAUCAGUCCGCUAUUGGACAAGAUUCAGGCAGUCCAAGAGUGGUCGGAACCUCGGAACGUCACGGAUGUCCGCUCGUUCCUCGGUCUUACCGGCUACUAUCAGCGCUUCAUCAAAGGCUACUCCAAGAUCGCGCCCCACUUGAACAAGCUUCAGUGCGAGGAUCGGCCGUUUGACUUUGGAGAGGAGGCGCGGGGAUCAUUCCUCGCUCUCAAAGUCGCGCUAUUGUCUGCGGAGGUCUUGCGGAUAUACGACCCGCUCGCGCCUACACGUGUCACUACGGAUGCGUCAGGCUAUGGCAUUGGUGCAGUCCUCGAGCAACAUGAUGGUGGUGUGGACUGGCACCCGGUCGAGUACUUCAGCAAGAAAGUGCCACUCGUGCAUUCCACUGACGAUGCACGCAAGAAGGAGCUCCUCGCCUUCGUCCACGCGCUCAAGCGGUGGCGGCACUUCCUCCUUGGUUGAAGCCAAUUUCGCUGGGUAACGGACAACAAUCCGUUGGUCUUCUACAAGACCCAAGACACCGUCAACAGCACCAUCGCUCGAUGGAUGACUUUCAUCAACCAGUUCGACUUCUUUCCCGAUCACAUUCCCGGGAAGUCGAACCGUUGUGCGGAUGCUCUUUCACGG